AUGGGCGUUUCCAAGACGGACCAGAUCAUCAUCGUCGGUGGCGGUGCCUUUGGUCUCUCAACUGCGCUGCAACUCGUGAAAAAGGGAUAUUCCAAUAUGAUCAUAUCCCCCCCGCGCUUCUCUGCCGCCAAUGACCUGAACAAGAUCGUGCGGGCAGAGUACGAGGAUCAAUUCUACACAGAUCUGACAAUUAGAGCUAUUCAAGCUUGGAAAACCCCCCUCUUCGCGCCGUACUUCCAUCAAGUCGGUUUUCUGCACUGUGUAUCAGGUGCAGCUCCGCAACAAGCCACCGACACUCUAAACAGAUUCCGUGCAUCUGCCGAGCGAGAUGCGCAAAUCAAGCCGCACGUCGUUUCUUUAGAUAAUGUGGAGGAUGUCCGACAAGCUUGUUGGCAGCUUGAUGGCCCCUUGACUGGCUGGAACGGAUACUUCAAUCGCUUCGACGGCUACGCGCAUUCUGGCGCCGCUCUCGCUGGUGUAUACCGCGCCGCCCAGGCUGCCGGUGUGCGAUUCUUUUUGGGAGAGCAAAAUGGCGCAGUAGAUGAGCUUGUUUACGUUUCCACCGCCACAGCCAAGAAGUGCGCCGGUAUCCGCACAAAGAAUGGCCGUUUCCACCCUGCGUCGUUGGUAAUCGUUGCUGCUGGCGCCGCUGUUGGUCGCCUGGUGCCCCAACUUGGACAAACGGUCGUUGCGAAGUCGUGGUCUGUUGCGCAUGUCCAUCUCACUGAUGAGGAGACGUCUGCUCUUCGCGGAAUCCCCGUUACCUACGCGCGUGAUUUGGGAUUCUUCUUCGAACCGGACCCAAAGACAAACCUGCUGAAGAUGUGUCCUAUGGGUGGUGGUUAUAUCAACACUGAUCCCAAAACUGGGGUCUCGCACUCUCCUGAUACCCUUAAAGAGAGCGCUUUCUUGCCAGAGGAGGAUGAAAAGCAGUUGAGACAACUGCUAAAGCAGACUCUGCCUUCUCUUGCGGACAGGCCUUUCGUCGAGAAAUCUCUUUGCUGGUUCGCUGAUACCAAUGAUUCUGAUUUCAUCGUCGAUUAUAUUCCCAACAUGUCUGAUUCCAUCAUCGUUAUGUCCGGUGACUCGGGUCACGCUUUCAAAAUGUUCCCUAUUGCUGGAACAUUCCUCACGGAUAUGCUCGAGGCACCGGGUAGUCAACAACCUGUUGCCCGGUGGCGCUGGAAGCAGCCACCCUCCAACGAGGGCAAGGGUGACUGGGGCGGCGAUGUGAGCUGGCGUCUUGGAUCAUCGAAGGAGCUAUCAAGUAUUUUGCCAUCAAAGGCCAAGCUAUAG
Messenger RNA from Penicillium waksmanii, 1296 nucleotides. RefSeq names its product NAD(P)/FAD-dependent oxidoreductase. The record is from RefSeq and is a predicted model, not a curated record. Lineage: Eukaryota; Fungi; Ascomycota; Eurotiomycetes; Eurotiales; Aspergillaceae. Gene Ontology annotation, molecular function: flavin adenine dinucleotide binding; saccharopine oxidase activity; sarcosine oxidase activity. The coding region runs from base 1 to 1296 and encodes 431 amino acids. The transcript is spliced from 3 exons.